This is a messenger RNA of Emiliania huxleyi CCMP1516, 2721 nucleotides long. RefSeq lists its product as hypothetical. NCBI's taxonomy places the organism in Eukaryota, Haptophyta, Isochrysidales, Noelaerhabdaceae. The record is from RefSeq and is a predicted model, not a curated record. The coding region runs from base 1 to 2721 and encodes 906 amino acids. The transcript has 3 exons.
AUGCAGCCGCGGCUGGUGCUUUCGUGUGUUGCGUUCGUGAGUGCAUCAUUCUCGAUGGCGGAAAUGGCAUCCAGCUUUGAGAGCAUCAAGCACAAGUUAGUCGGCGGGCCUUACGCAGGGGCAGGAGGCAUGGCCAUCGGGGCCGGUUCGGUGGGCGUCGAGGAGUUUGCUGAUGAUGCGGAGGCCAUCAGUGCCAUCCGAAUGUUUCCGGAUGUGAUGCGGUCGUUCGGAGGGCUGGGGCCGGGCGCAACGGACGCUGAGGUCGCGGCAAUCUUCCUCCCGGCGCUGAAGGUGAUGCUGCCACAUGGAGGCUACUUUCAUGAUACGCUCUACGGCAUCCGAGUCACAGAUGAGAACACGGUGACGAUGCAGACCGGCGACAUGCAGCUCACUGCCCCUCGCAACGGUCAUCCUUGGGGCGUUCCCAAGGCGGGCAGCCCCGUGCGCACGACAAUGCGCGUCCUUCCCGACAAGCGGAUGCCGCUUGCCGCCUCGACUCCGCUGCUGGACGACUUUCUCGUCGUCGCGCUACGCGGCAAGGAGCUCGAGCUGCUUUACAGCUUCACCGGCGGCACCGGCGAAGCCGCCGCCCGCACCUCCGCCGUGAAGCAGUUCUGCUUCCCCGACGUGGAGGACACGACUUCCCUGUCGCUGCAGUCCGAGUCCUUCACGCUGACCCUGACCGAGGACGACGGCUCUCGCUGCUUCGGCUUCUCACGCCGGCUGGCCAGCCUCGGCGACCUGCACCGCCCCGUCUGCCUGUGCGUGCUCUCGCGCCGGCCGUGGUUCUCGCUCUUCAUGCACAUGCUGGACAUUGCACAGCGAGCGGGCGAGCGGGCUGAGCACGACUGCAUCGGUGGCUUCAUCCCCGCCUUUGUCGCCGCGGCCACCGCCGCCCGGCUCCCGCCUCCGGGCGGAGCGCUGGCCGUGUCUGCCGGAGACUUCGGCAGCCACCGCCUGUACGCGCCUUACGACGAUGAGCGACCGACGGGCGUCUCAUUCGAGCCGCUGCUCUCCGCGCUCGGGGUGCCAAACACGGUGCGGCUCCUUGGCGCCCUGCUGCUCGAGCAGCGAGUCAUCUUCGUCGGCAGCCGGUGGGGUCACGUCUCCUCGUGCGCGCACGCGGCGCUCACGCUGCUUUACCCGCUCACCUGGCAGCACAUCUUCAUCCCCGUCCUUCCGACGGCGAUGCUCUCUUACGCGUGUGCGCCGAUGCCGUACGUGCUCGGUCUCCUCGCCCGCCACGCGCCCGCCCUCGCCAAGGAGCCUGUCGAGGAGGAGGUGCUCUACGUCCACCUCGAGACCGGCAAGAUCGCGGGCGGCGCCGAGCCUUCCGAUGAGGCGCCCUCGCUGCCGCGCCCCAUCUCUCAGGCGCUGGAGCGGUCUCUCGGCGUGCACCUGCGCAACGGCAAGAAGAGUCGGCUCGACAACCAGGCCGUCGCCGACGCCGUGCUUAACUUGUGCAUGGCGUUUGUCCGCGAGUACGCCGACAUGUCGGACGAGAGCCGAAAGCACUCCGCCUUCGAGCGCGCGUGCGCCGCGCCGCUCGCCAUGGUUGCCGACACGCGCCCCUCCGCACGCGGCGAGCUGCUCAGCCGCGCGGCGUCGGCGGCGGCCGCUGCGCGCGACAAGGCGGCGACGGCGACCAGCGCCGCAGAGCAGCGGUUCGGGCCCGCGCUUGCAAAGGCGGCCAAGGAGGCGACGGCGGCCGCGGCGGCGGCGCAGCAGUGGGCGGGCAAGGCGGCCAAGGAGGGGCGGGCGAGCGGCGGGAGAUGGAGCGAGCACGGCAGCAGCGAGCGGCUGAGCCGGCAGGACAGCAUGAGUGAGGGCAGCGACGCGGUUGGCUUGUCGCGAGGCUCGUCGUCGGAGCUGCCUCACUGGCUUGACCUCCGGCCCGGCACGGCCAACGGGCGCGGCGGCGCGGCGGCGAGGGAGGAGGGCUCCUGCGACGGCGGCGGCUCCUGCGGCGGCUCCCGGAGGGGGAGAGACGCAUUCUGCUCGCCUCCCAACCCGCCGCUCGGGGCGGCGCCACCGAGGCAGCCCGCGUCGGCCGCGCGCAGUGGCGGUGUCGCCGCUUCCGCUGCCACCGCGGGGGACGUGGGGCUACCGGUCAGACAACAGGCGCUGGUGGCGGCGGCGACUGAGUGGCGAGGCCGGCUCUCUCUCUCGGUCAACGGCGCCUCCGACGCGCAGCCGCACUCCAGCCCACUCUCCGCCGCACCCGCACCCGCCGCCUCGACCGCAGCCGCAUCGCCCGCGCCGCCCGCGCCGCCCGUGCCGCCGGCGCAGACCAGUUUCGAGGGGAGCCUCUUCGACUUCAAUGACUUUGGCACGCCGGAGGCGAGCGCGGCCACAGCUCGAGCCUGCUCGCCGGCGCUGCAGCCGGCGCUGGUGGCGGUGGGCGCCGCCGCCUCACCCCUCGAGGAGCUCUUGGGCGCCAUGACGCCCCUGUCGCUUGCACCGGCGCCUCCCACCGCCACUAGCCCUGGCCUUCCGGGCCUCGCCUUCCAGUCGCCUCUCAGCGGCUCACCGCCGCCGCCAGCAGCUGCGGCGGUGGCGGCGGCCACCCCGUCGCCAGCGAUGGGGGGCGCGAGUGCCAUCGCGACCCCGCCGACUAGGGGCGAGACGGGGCCUCCCCAGCCGCCGCCCUGCCCGACGCCACCGCCGUCGCUGGCCGACGACUUGAUGGCGCGAUCUCUGCAGGGGCUGGGCUCGCGCUGA